Molecule: messenger RNA, 1967 nt
Organism: Brassica napus (rape)
Lineage: Eukaryota; Viridiplantae; Streptophyta; Magnoliopsida; Brassicales; Brassicaceae
Product: U-box domain-containing protein 6
Exons: 2
Coding region: 449-1774 (441 amino acids)
Source: RefSeq, a predicted model, not a curated record
GGAAAAUUAGGCCUAGGAGCACUUCAACAACAGCGAGAGAGGAACCCAAAAUGGAUCUCUUAGAGAGGAUCAAAACGAAAUUUGUUUUGCUCAUAUCAUCACUUAUCCUAUAUGGUUAGAUCAUGCAUUUACUUUAUCCGGCUAAUCAAAUUAUUGCAUGUGAUAAAAACUUUUUUUAGUUGCAGCCUACGGAUUUGUAGGACACAUGAACUAUAUAGUAGACAUUGUUGGUUAUGUAAUACAUAACUUUUUAUUUUUCUGCUAAGAUGAUGUAAAUUGUAAUGCGAAACAUACAUCACUUGUUUUUUUAAUACUUUUCUAAAAUCUUACCGGCAUUAGGCAUAUACCAUAUUGGCCCCAUAAAUACCUAAAGUUGGACAAAUAUCAACAUAUAUAAAAGACAUAGCAAAGUCCACUAAAAGGUACAGAACAUCACAUCAUCUAUCUAAUGUCUUCCUCUCGAACACAAUCCUCUUCUUCAUCAUCAUCUUCUUCAGUUUGGCAACUACAAUACAUGAAGCUCCACUUCUUCACCAGGAUUCGUUCUCUUUUGAAAUCCAAAACAUCCUCCCGCAAACGCAACCAUCAAAGCUCACCUGAGAUAUCAAGUGCCCAACAUGAUUCAGAGAAUGUUGUUGCGCCUCCGGAAAUAAUAUCUAAACCACCCGAAGAUCAGAACGAGGAGGUUGUCUUGCAGAAAACUGUGAAGAAGCUUCAUUUUGGAAGCUUGGAAGAGAAGGAGAAAGCUGCCAUCGAGAUUGAGAAACUUGCUAGAGAAGACAAGAAUACUAGGAACCUCAUGGCUGAGCUCGGUGUUCUUCAGGUUCUUGUUUCUAUGGUCGGUUCUGAUAUCGCUGGUCAGCAGAUAGCUGCCGUUAGGGCUCUUAUUCAGCUUUCUCAUGGAUCCAACACGAACAAGGCGCUGAUGGCAAACGCCGGAAUAUGCUCAAAGCUACCCAAAAAUGUCGAAGUUCUCGACCAGUUAACAAGACAUGGCUUCGCGGAGCUUCUCCUAUCAUUGUCGUCUCUAACAAACGCACAAUUACCGGUAGCUUCAUCACUAAUUCUACCGUUCUUGAUGGACACGAUGAACUCAGAUUCAACAGACAUGAAGUGCAAAGAGAUAUGUCUAGCCACCAUAAACAACCUCUGCAUGGUGUUGGAAAACAUAGCACCGUUGGUCAUAAAUGGGGCAGUGCAAACACUAAUAAGCUUAAUGUUGGUAAAAGACUUGGCCGAGAAGGCGUUAGCAAGUCUAGGGCAAUUGGUUGUGACUCAAAUGGGUAAAAAGGCAAUGGAGGAAUGUUUGGCUGUGCCCAAAAGUUUGAUAGAGAUUCUAACAUGGGAAGAUAAACCGAAAUGCCAAGAAUACUCGGCUUAUAUCUUAAUGGUAUUAGCUCAUCAGAGUUGGAGCCAGCGCGAGAAAAUGGCCAAGGCAGGGAUUGUACCGGUCCUUCUUGAAGUGACCUUACUUGGAAGCCCUCUGGUUCAGAAGAGGGCAGUGAAACUUUUGCAGUGGUUCAAGGACGAGAGGAAUGUACGAAUGGGUCCUCAUUCAGGUCCACAAACAAGUCGCGUGAGUUCCGGGAUGGGAUCUCCGAUGAGCCCGAGGUCGGGGGAAGAAGGUAAGAAGAUGAUGAAGAAUCUAGUGAAACAGAGUUUGUACAAGAACAUGGAGAUGAUAACUAGACGAGGGAAUGUGAAUAUGCAGAAGGAAGCUUGUAGGCUUAAGUCAUUGAUCAUCAGCACAAGCUCUAAAAGCUUGACUUAUUGAUCAUACUAUAUUUUCGUGCUCUUAUUUCUUCGCAGUAUAAAGUGAUUAGAGAGUUUCUUGAUCUUGAAUAAACGAAUACUUAUACAAGAGAAAAGAAAUGGUGAAUUGCUCCAAGUGUGUCACUUUUUCUUUUCAGUUCUUUCAUUAAUGAAUAUAUUACAUGCAUGAUAUUACAUGCCCAACAUCUCACCUU